Molecule: messenger RNA, 1098 nt
Organism: Plenodomus lingam JN3
Lineage: Eukaryota; Fungi; Ascomycota; Dothideomycetes; Pleosporales; Leptosphaeriaceae
Source: RefSeq, a predicted model, not a curated record
AUGGUCGAUCGUGCCAACCGUCCGUCUGCGCUCAAUGCGCCCCAAGCCUCUGCGCCUGGAGCUCAGGUCGAUAUUGUAGGACAGGAGGGCAGCCAGAAGGUGGUUGCUACGCUUUCGUCUGGUGAGAGUGUCGAGGUCCUGCUGUUUGGAGCUACCGUUACCAGCUGGAAGAGCCAUGGAGGAAAGACGGAGAACCUGUGGCUGAGUGAGAAGGCCGAUCUAACUGGCAAGAAGCCUGUUCGUGGCGGUAUUCCAGUCGUCUUUCCUGUAUUUGGGCCUCCGCCAAAAUCAGCACACCCCACGUCCUCCCUCCCGCAACACGGCUUCGCUCGCGGCACGCGCUGGGAGUUCUUGGGCAAGUCGACUGUUGAGGAUGCUGCGGACACGGACUCCGUCAAACUCGACUUUGGCCUAGAUCGCCAGGGCCUGAGUGAGGAGUCGCGCAAGGCAUGGCCGCUUGACUUUGGCCUCGUCUACAGUGUCACAUUGAGCAAAGAGAGCCUGCAGGCUGUCAUGACGGUCCGCAAUGAGGGCGAGGAGAGCUUCGAGUUCCAGUUUCUGCUGCACACUUACUUCAAGAUCCAGCGACUGACGCUGCAUGCGCAGGACAUCUCCAAGGUCGUCGUCACAGGUCUCUCCGGCACCGAGUACGUAGACAAGGUCCUCGAUGCUUCCACACAUACGCAGAGUAGCAACGAGCUCAAGUUCACCGGCGAGGUCGACCGUGUCUACAAGAACAUCAAGCAAGAUACUACAUCCAUCCUCGAGGAUGGCAAGCCACGCUUCGAUGUCAUUCGCGACAAUGUCAAGGAUACCGUUACGUGGAAUCCAUGGAUCGAAAAGGCCAAGGCCAUGGGUGAUUUUUCGCCAGAUGACGGUUACAAAAACAUGGUCUGUGUUGAAGUUGGCGCUGUCGAUGGAUGGCAGAAGCUGGAGAAGGGUGAGGUCUGGGAGGGUGGCAUCAACUGGAAAGCCGAUGGAGAAAAGGCAAACAAAACAUGUGGGGAUCGAGAUUUGAUUGGUGCGCCGAACGAAAACACGGGACAUGGAGUAGUGUACCGUAUGGCAGACAAUUCAGCCUUGGUCGAAGACAGUUAG